Molecule: messenger RNA, 1122 nt
Organism: Aureobasidium uvarum
Lineage: Eukaryota; Fungi; Ascomycota; Dothideomycetes; Dothideales; Saccotheciaceae
Source: the annotation of a GenBank genome assembly
CGAGUAAUGUCCUUCACAUCCGUUCCAGUCUUGGACCUCGCGAAAGCCAACAGCCCAGAAACCAAGCCCCAACUGUUAGACGAGCUGCGCCAUGCCUUGAUGGAAGUUGGGUUUUUAUACAUCAAGAACACUGCAAUCUCAAAUGAGCUUCUGGAACAAGUCAAAGCAGCCGGAAAGGCAAUCUUCGAUAUUCCAGAACAAGAANAAGUUAGAUUGAAGAUAGAGAUGAAGAAUGCUCCUUCCUUUCUAGGAUAUUCUCGUCUGGCAGCAGAGAUCACUGCUGGGAAAAUAGACCAACGUGAGCAGUUUGACUUCUCGACAGAGCACCAACUCCCGAAGGCAGGAGCACCACGCUACGAAAACCUUCGAGCCCCGAACCAAUGGCCAUCUGAAGAGUCUCUACCAGGAUUUCGGUCAAUAUUUACAGAAUACAUGAACAAGAUGGGUGAAAUGUCUAUUGCGUUUACUUCAUUGAUCGCCGAGGCAAUUAAUCUACCACAAGACGCUUUCACCAAGUACUUUGACAAAGACCAGCAACACAAAUUGAAAAUUGUCAAAUACCCGGACGUCUCAACUCUUGGGCAAGAAGGAGGGACAGACGUGCAAGGUGUAGGUCCGCAUAAGGACUCGAUGCUCACAAGCUAUCUGCUGCAAGUCACGGAUCACCGCGGUCUGCAGGUGCAGAACGUACUGGGCCAAUGGAUUGACUGUCCACCCAUUCCUGGCACACUCGUAGUAGCCAUCGGGCAGGGUCUUGAGGCUUUGACGCAGGGUGUUUGUGUGUCAACAACUCAUCGCGUCCUAUCGCCUUCUGCUGGCUCAGGCGCCAGACUUUCCAUACCCUUCUUCCAAGGAGUGAGAUAUGAUGCGGAAUUCGACGAACUGGACGCAAUUGGUGUUGGCAGUGUUCCUGAAGCUAUCAAAGAACGACGUCGACGCGUGGUUGAAAGGAAUGGGGGCAGGAUUGAUGAUGUCGAAUUCACGUUCAAGAAGGGCAAUGCAGCAAAGACACUUGGUGAGGCUACACUACGUAAUCGGGUCAAGAGUCACCAGGAUGUCGGCGAACGUUGGUAUCCUGAUAUCCUUCAGGCCCUGCGUGAUGAGUGGAAUUUGAGAAAGUAG